Rhincodon typus (whale shark) is the source of this 4876-nucleotide messenger RNA. Its product is annotated as alpha-actinin-1. NCBI's taxonomy places the organism in Eukaryota, Metazoa, Chordata, Chondrichthyes, Orectolobiformes, Rhincodontidae. Gene Ontology annotation, molecular function: actin filament binding; calcium ion binding. The transcript is spliced from 20 exons. The coding region runs from base 91 to 2574 and encodes 827 amino acids. Gene Ontology annotation, cellular component: cortical actin cytoskeleton; plasma membrane; cell projection. Gene Ontology annotation, biological process: muscle cell development; actin cytoskeleton organization. The record is from RefSeq and is a predicted model, not a curated record.
ACGUUUACAGCAUGGUGCAACUCUCACUUACGGAAGGCAGGGACACAGAUUGAAGUAAUUGAAGAAGAUUUCAGAGAUGGACUUAAACUUAUGCUACUACUGGAGGUGAUUUCAGGAGAGCGAUUACCUAAACCAGAGCGUGGAAAAAUGAGGGUGCAUAAAAUAAACAAUGUCAAUAAAGCGUUGGAUUUCAUUGCAUCCAAAGGAGUAAAACUUGUGUCCAUUGGGGCAGAAGAAAUUGUGGACGGGAACGUUAAGAUGACUCUAGGUAUGAUCUGGACUAUCAUACUUCGUUUUGCUAUUCAAGACAUAUCUGUUGAGGAGACCUCUGCCAAGGAGGGAUUGCUGCUGUGGUGCCAGAGAAAGACUGCACCGUACAAGAAUGUAAAUGUGCAGAACUUCCACAUCAGUUGGAAGGAUGGUUUGGCAUUCAACGCACUCAUCCAUAGACACAGACCAGAACUUAUCGAUUACGAUAAGCUGAGGAAGGAUGAUCCACUGACAAACUUGAACAAUGCCUUUGAAGUGGCUGAGAAGUACCUGGAUAUACCCAAGAUGUUGGAUGCAGAGGAUAUUGUAGGCACACUCAGGCCAGAUGAAAAGGCUAUUAUGACUUACGUUUCAUGCUACUACCAUGCCUUCUCAGGUGCUCAAAAGGCUGAGACUGCAGCCAAUAGGAUUUGCAAAGUCCUGGCAGUAAACCAAGAAAAUGAACAUCUGAUGGAGGAUUAUGAAAAACUGGCCAGUGAUUUGCUGGAGUGGAUCCGUCAAACCAAACCCUGGUUAGAGAACAGAGAGCCUGAGAAAACAAUGCAAGCUAUGCAGCAAAAACUGGAAGACUUUCGUGAUUACCGCCGUGUCCACAAACCUCCCAAAGUGCAGGAGAAGUGCCAGCUUGAGAUCAACUUCAACACCUUGCAGACCAAACUCCGACUCAGCAAUCGACCAGCUUUCAUGCCAUCUGAAGGGAAAAUGGUCUCGGAUAUUAAUAAUGCAUGGCAAGGGCUGGAGCAGGCGGAGAAGGGCUAUGAGGAAUGGCUGCUGAAUGAGAUAAGGAGACUGGAAAGACUUGAUCAUUUGGCAGAAAAGUUCAGGCAGAAAGCCACCAUUCAUGAAGAUUGGACCAAAGAUAAAGAGGCAAUGUUGACACAGAAAGACUAUGAAACAGCUACGCUGGCUGACAUUAAAGCCUUGCUGAAGAAACAUGAGGCAUUUGAGAGUGAUCUGGCAGCUCACCAAGACAGAGUGGAGCAGAUUGCUGCUAUUGCACAAGAACUCAAUGACCUGGAUUAUUAUGAUUCUCCCAAUGUAAAUGCACGCUGCCAGACUAUCUGUGACCAUUGGGAUACUCUGGGCUCUUUGACACAGAGCAGGAGGGAUGCCCUAGAGAGGACUGAAAAACUGCAGGAAACAAUUGAUCAGUUAUACCUGGAAUAUGCCAAAAGAGCUGCACCUUUCAAUAACUGGAUGGAGGGAGCGAUGGAAGAUUUGCAAGACAUGUUUAUCGUCCAUACCACUGAGGAGAUCCAGGGUCUCAUUGCAGCACAUGAACAAUUCAAAGCAACAUUGCCAGAUGCUGACAAAGAGCGAGAGGCCAUCCUGGGCAUCCAUAAUGAAAUGAUGAAGAUUGCUCAGUCCUAUAAUAUCAAAUUAUCUGGUGUAAAUCCAUACACAUCUAUCACUUCACAGAGUAUUAAUGAUAAAUGGGAUAAGGUUCAACAGUUCGUGCCAGCGCGGGACCAAGCCUUGCAAGCAGAAUUUAACAAGCAACAGUCCAACGAACACCUGCGUGAGCAGUUUGCAAAUAAGGCUAAUGUUGUUGGACCCUGGAUUCAGACAAAAAUGCAGGAAAUUGGUCGGAUUUCUAUUGAAAUGCAUGGCACAUUGGAAGACCAACUAAAUCAACUGAAGCAGUAUGAGAGCAGUAUCAUCAAUUACAAACCAAACAUUGAGAAAUUGGAGCAGGAUCACCAGCUCAUCCAGGAGGCGCUCAUCUUUGAUAACAAGCACACCAACUAUACCAUGGAGCACAUCCGAGUUGGCUGGGAACAGCUGUUGACCACAAUUGCCAGAACCAUCAAUGAAAUAGAAAACCAAAUCCUCACCCGUGAUGCAAAAGGCAUCAGCCAGGAUCAACUGAAUGAGUUCCGAUCAUCAUUUAAUCACUUUGACAAGGACCAUACCGGGAAACUGGGACCUGAAGAAUUUAAAGCCUGCCUUAUCAGCUUGGGCUACGAUGUUGGAAAUGACCAGCAGGGUGAAGCGGAGUUUGCACGAAUAAUGAGUAUUGUUGCCCCCAACAACACUGAAGAAGUGUCAUUCCAAGCCUUUAUUGACUUCAUGUCACGUGAGACAACAGACACUGACACAGCUGAACAAGUGAUGGCCUCCUUCAAGAUUCUGGCAGGAGACAAGAGUUACAUCACAGCAGAGGAGCUGAGACGUGAGCUUCCCCCUGAUCAAGCUGAAUACUGUAUUGCCCGGAUGGCUCCGUACAGAGGACCUGACGCAGUGCCUGGUGCUUUGGAUUACAUGUCCUUCUCCACAGCUUUAUAUGGUGAAAGUGACCUGUAAUCUGAUCUUUCUACAGCCAGCCCACUCUUAUUUUAUUCCCUCUUUCUCGCACGCGCGCUCUCUCCACCGCCACCUAAAGUCAGUGCUAUAAACAGCAUAUUGGAAUUAGCACAUGCAUUUACUGAAGAACCUUUAUACUGUACAUUCCAUUAUGUCUUAUUAUGACUUUCAGUCUUAAAUCUAUGCAAAUAUUUCCAUUUUCUGUUUCUAUAUUGGGGUGGUAAUACUGCAAACAUUUUUUCCAAACUGUUACAAUUUGGAGAAUAUCAACUAAGUGCCACAGGAACUGUGAAUUUGUCUGGGAAUUUGGAGGUUUUGAUUUUUAAAGUCUGAAAAUUCCAUAGGAAUCUGGCUCCUUUGUAUUUUUCCAACUGUACUUGAUACUGUAAAACUAAAUAUUUUUGUACUAUAAAUAUUUAGUAUUCCUGCUGUUUUCACUCCUGUUUUCCCCCCAUAAAAUCUAGAAGUGUGAUAAAGAUGAGCUGCUUCAAUUAAAUUCCUCUUAUUUGCAGCUAUUAGAUAAACAUUAAUUUGCACCAGUCAGACCAUGUAUGAAUAGCACAAAUGUAUUUUAUCAUUACAAUGCUGAGCUUUACAGUGCUUGAUCCCCCAGCUAAUAUUUUGUUUGAAGGGGUUUGGGUUACCUCAUGAUGUUUUCGUAGAAAAUCAUGACUGAUCCAGAUUUGUAAUUGUUUUCUUAAUUCAGUGUCCCAGUGUAGUCCUCACUGUACAAAGCCUGAGUUGAGCCUUCAGAAAACAAACAGGUAGGUCAGAAGGCACUAAGUGAAGAGGCAGCUCUUGAUCUUUAAAAGCAAAAUGGAAGGCUGCUGGUGGGUUUGAAAACUGUAAUUUGUCACAGGCUUCUGAUGGCAUUUAAAUAACCUAUCAAACCAAAUUGGUUUGAGGGUCACCGGAAUCCUCAAGGAUGAGUUGCUGCCUCAGAAUAAUUGCCAGUUGUUUAUAAUGAGAUCUGGCUUAUUAAAGUUAAGUUUCACAUUAGUUACUGUUGUGCAGUGAGGUUGGAGUCCAGAUGAGACGUGUUAAAGUUUCACCAAAAUCAUUGGUGCCACAGUUUUUCCAGGAAGGAAUGAAUAGGAGAGUAAACUGUGGUAUUUACAAUAUGGUUCCUCCUUUUGUACUGUAUCACCAAUGAGACUAUUGUCAGAAUAGUGCAGUAUGCCACUGGGAAAUCCAAAUCACUACCCUGCAUUGAUGCAAGAGUUAAUCAUGGGAUAGAAUGAUGGAUAUAGAAUUGCUCAAAUCCAGCUGAAUCCAAGAUGUAGUCUUUCUCCAGAGACAUGCAAGUUUAUAUGCAGCAAACAAAAAUCAUGCUUGCCUCCAGGGUAGUGAGUGAAUAUAGAAUCUGAAAUGGGGCAUGCUGUGCCUACCAAAUGCAAAUCAGUGAGUUGGCUGUUAAGAAAUCAGAAGGGUUUAAAAUGAAUUUGUGGUAUUCCAGUUGUGCAUCUUAAAUUUUAAAUCAUGCAGUUGUAAGGAAAAACUUAAUUGUUUUGAAAUAUUAACUAGGGUGUAUGGUGAUCUAUUUGAGUUCCUGCACAUUGGUCACCUGACAGUUAAAAUUUUGCAUCAGGCCCCCCCCCGCCACCAUACAUCAUUUUGACAGUUCAGUUGAGCACAAAAUAGUACAUUUAUUUGAGGUAGAGAAAAGAUAUUUAUCUCCAUAUUUAAUCUUUUUUUCUUGUACAUACUGCAGUGACAUUUAAUUUGAAUGAGAAGACUGCCUUUUUUUAAAAAAAACAAAGCUGGGCUUUUUCUGUGUAGGUACUGUUCUUGCAGAAACAAGUCCCUAGUUGGGGAAAAAAAAACGGGUGCUGUUGUGGGUUUUGUUUUAAUUCUUUGAUUUUCCUUGCUGUUGGGACCUACUCCAUAUUUGAAUUAUUGCUGUGAGACACAGGCUGGCCUUGAGUUAGAGUAAUAGCUGCAGUUUUUGGUGGUGAUGGAGGGCUUUUUCUAUUUCAUUAACAUGGGGACUUUAUUAUAUAGUAUAUAAAGAUUUCAUCUGAAACACUUUGGACUGUAAUUACUGCUUGAUUUUAAGAGGAAAUAAAUUGAACAUUCCAGAAAAAAAAACAUUCCAAUGGACAAAUAAGAUUUUCUGGAAUAUUGGUGAGCUUCCCUGAACAUGUUCUGUCCCCUUGCUGUUAUUAGCCUAUAAUUACCAUGUUUUUGAAAUGUGAUAAGUGAGGGCUGCCUUUCUACAUUUGAUCUAAGGGUGUUUUCCAUUGCUCUCUGCUACCUUAACCCUAUUAGAUGAAAUAAAUCAUCAAUAUUUUUGAGAAAGAAA